Molecule: messenger RNA, 1295 nt
Organism: Triplophysa dalaica
Lineage: Eukaryota; Metazoa; Chordata; Actinopteri; Cypriniformes; Nemacheilidae
Gene: ndufa10
Product: NADH:ubiquinone oxidoreductase subunit A10
Exons: 10
Coding region: 76-1143 (355 amino acids)
Biological process (GO): mitochondrial electron transport, NADH to ubiquinone
Cellular component (GO): cytoplasm
Source: RefSeq, a predicted model, not a curated record
CUUCCGCGACGCGGCGCAGAGCUCCUUCAGCGACAUUGAGGAAUAUCAGACGGGCAGGAGUUUCUAUAGUUUGCGAUGGCGUUGCGAUUAUUUCGGCUGGUUGUGCCCAGUGGUGCAGCAGCUUUGAAAGCAGGAUCUCCUGUGCCGACGGCUCAAAUUCACUCAUCUGCUGUAAAUAAUCUGCAAUAUGGAUGGUGGGCCUAUGCUUUGGGUGAGAGGUCAACAUCCCGCUUCAAAGAAAACAGCAAGAUCAUUUCUGUUGAUGGCAACUUGGCAUCAGGCAAAGGAGCACUUGCACAAAAGUUGGCUGAUAAACUAGGGAUGCUGUACAUGCCAGAGCCAGACACACACUAUGUGGACAAAAUGACAAAGGAGAAAGUUCCUCUGGAUAAAGCCUUUAAUGGAAAUUGCACUCUGGAGAAGUUCUACUUGGAGCCCAAAGCUAGUGAUGGAAACUCUUAUCGUCUACAGUGUUGGAUGUACCUUAUGAGACUUCUGCAGUACUCUGAUGCUAUUGAACACCUGCUGUCCACAGGACAGGGUGUUGUCCUGGAACGAUCUCCAUUUAGUGAUAUGGUAUUUAUGGAGGCCAUGUUCAAAGAGGGCUUCAUUCGCAAGCAGUGUGUAGAACACUAUAAUGAGGUUAAAAGUGUCAGUCUCUGUGAGUUUCUGCCCCCUCAUCUGGUCAUCUAUGUGGACUCCCCUGCUGAAGAAGUUCAGAAGAAUCUCAAGGCAACAGGAAAGUCAUACCUCCAGAAUGUUCCUUUAAGCUACCUGAAGAGCAUUGAGACGGCAUACAAAAAGACCUUUCUUCCAAAAAUCAGGGAAGAGGCAGAGGUUCUUGCUUAUGACACAACUCAAGUCCAGGAUAUUGAAAGGAUUGCAGAGGAUAUUGACUAUCUCAAGUUUGAGAAGGGCCCGUGGCUGGAGCAGGAUGAUGUCACAUUGCACUAUAUGCGAAUGCUGGUGGAAGACAAGCAAAGGGUGGCCAACAUGACCUGUGUCCUUAGAUAUCUCCCAGAAAUCACGAUCGGUGCUCAUGAGUUUGAUGCAACCUACUUUGCUUACAAAUCGCUCCCUGGAAAGAAAUACGCCGAAGGUUAUAAUGAAGACGUCGGGGACAAAAGCAUCUGGCUCAAGUGAGAAAUACUAGCUUCGCUGAAGGGAAGGACAUCUGAAUGAGAGAUGGAUUCAAGUUAGUCCGCGUCCUGUGUGGAAGAUAAAUAUCCUGCUGUGUUGCAGCUGAAGAUGUCGUUGUAUAUUGUUAAUAAAUAAUUAAUUGUAUAUGUAACUCA